CGUUUUUGCGGCUUCCGUGUGCGCCCGUCGCUUACCUGCCCGCGACGACGCUGCCCGCCUUUGCCGCGCCAGCCGCCGGCUUGCUGCAGCCGCAGCGCGCGGUGCCCGACCACCGGCACCUCGCGACGGGUCGGCGCACUCGUGUGGCUCAACGCGGACCUACGGAGCGACUCCGCCGCGCGGCUUGGCGCUGCCCAUGGCAGCAACAGGCCCGCAUGCAAGUUGGACGACAGAUUUGGGAGCUACGCUGCCGACAAGGAACUGCGCUUCAAGGCCAAAUGGUCUGCGCGCGGCUACACGUUCGUUUAG
Molecule: messenger RNA, 309 nt
Organism: Emiliania huxleyi CCMP1516
Lineage: Eukaryota; Haptophyta; Isochrysidales; Noelaerhabdaceae
Exons: 3
Source: RefSeq, a predicted model, not a curated record